Molecule: messenger RNA, 1108 nt
Organism: Daphnia pulex (common water flea)
Lineage: Eukaryota; Metazoa; Arthropoda; Branchiopoda; Diplostraca; Daphniidae
Product: dnaJ-like protein 60
Exons: 6
Coding region: 281-1108 (275 amino acids)
Source: RefSeq, a predicted model, not a curated record
UAAAAACAAGUGAAGUUGUAAUUCUGAUGAGGUGGUUUAUCCACUUCUCGUUCACGGUUGUUUAGCUUUUAAUUUUAAGCUAGUUUUUUUUAUUGUUUGUAGACUGAAGAAUUUCAGGGAAGGGAUUAAAGGGUUUGACAACAAUCCAAAAUUGUCGAGCCUAAAAUUAGCUAGUCUUUUAAUUAGGCGGCAAGCUACUUCGUCGUGUGCCCAUGUCAGAUUUAUCGACAAUUUUUUAGGUCGACGAACUUGAGGUUAUUAUUGUCAUUAGGCGAAAAUAAUGGCAGGUACAAAGAAAUCAUUGGACCCACUGUUACAAACCCAUUACGAAAUUUUGGGACUUAAACAAAACUGCUCUUCUAAACAAAUCAGAGAUGCAUUUGUUUCAAUUUCAAAAAAAGUGCACCCAGAUGUUAACAAAAGUGACCCAGAUUGCCACAAGUCUUUUCUUAAGCUAAAUGAAGCUUAUUCUGUCUUGUCAAAGCCAUACAAAAGGCAAUUGUAUGAUGCUAGUCUGAUGAGUAGAAAAUAUGCAGCUGUGGAUAAUUAUUCCAGUUGGGUAGAAACUAAUGCACCAUUUGGAAAAGUCAAUGAAUGGAGAGAUGAAACUCUUUGGUCAGCAAGAGACAAAACCAAGGACAAAUAUUAUAAAGACAAACCUUAUUAUGGGAUUAAAGGAAUGCAGAGAAUAUCUAACAAAUACAUUGCUGCUGGCUGUGUUGUGUUUAUGUUAGUUGGAGCGGCCUUCCAUUUUGUAAUUGUUAAGAAAUCAUCUGCCAGAGCCUUGGAGGUUCUUAACCAAGUCGAUAAAGAAAGCACCAACUGGUAUCUGGAAACUAGAAGGAAGGCUUUGGCAAGUUCUACCAGUGAGCAAAUAGAACGCUUAAGUGCUAUUCGCGCUUAUUGUAUAUUAACUCGUGGUUACUACUUUGUAAGCUGUGCUUGUUUGAGGACAGCAAAACUUUUCUUUGCGACAUUAAAUCAGGAGUUCCGGCGUGCGCGUGCCUUACUAAGUAUGGUCAGAGUUAAUAAAUCGUUACUUCCGCAAGCGAUACUGAGAUUGUUGAAUUACAUAGCAUUGUUACCACAUAUUGUUUUAGAGUUUUGA